UAAUUUGUGUAGCCAUGGAUGAGCAAUUUAUUCUGAGGGUUCCACCUUCUGUUGCUGAGCGAAUUAACCGCCUUUUAAGUGAAAAUCCUUCUUCAGAAGACAAACUGUACUUGUCUUUUUCUGAGGAUGGAAAGACGGGCAGUUUUGUCAUAGGCGACGAGCACUUUCCUGCAUCACUUUUGAAUCUUCCUUGCAUAGUGGAGUCAUACAAAACUUAUGAUGACAACGUGCUCAUUAAAUCCGCAGACAUUGGUCAAAUGAUUAUGGUGAGAGAAGAAGGUGAUCCUGUUCCAGAUGUGGUGGAAUAUAGACAUGGCCUCACACCUCCAAUGAGAGAUGCACGAAGACGAAGAUUUCGGAGAGAGCCAGAUAAUCCUGAGCUUGUUCGGCGUGUUGAGAAAGACUUGCAGAACAUAAUGUCUGGUGGAACAGCUGAGAAUAUUGAUAUAGAAGUUGUUGAGCAAGAGGAAGGAGGUGAAGCAAGUGCACGCCAUGUGAACAAGAAAGUGACACAACCUGCAACAAAGCCUGACAUUUCCGAGCCCGGGACAGCUGGUGAGGAUCCUGAUAGAACUGAGUCUGAGGAUUCUGAUGAUUCAAUAUAGCCGAGGACAUUUUCCAGCCUUUGCUAUUGUUAUAGUGGCUACCAAGUCUUGCUAUUGUUGUAGUGCACUUCUGGUUAGUUGCCGUCAGAAUUUAUUAGAAAUUUUAGCUCUUGUGUUUUAAUACAGUUGGCUUAUCGAGUCUAGGCUUGAAUAUCGCUGUAAUAUAACAGUUUGCAAUGUCUACUUCAGACAUGCGAGCAUGACAAUUGCAAAUUGUGUUCUGUAAAGUGAUGGUCUGUCUCCAGUUUGAUGUAUUGAAUUCGCUUAUUUUGUUCUAA
Molecule: messenger RNA, 883 nt
Organism: Solanum tuberosum (potato)
Lineage: Eukaryota; Viridiplantae; Streptophyta; Magnoliopsida; Solanales; Solanaceae
Product: transcription initiation factor TFIID subunit 7-like
Biological process (GO): transcription initiation at RNA polymerase II promoter; RNA polymerase II preinitiation complex assembly
Cellular component (GO): transcription factor TFIID complex
Molecular function (GO): RNA polymerase II general transcription initiation factor activity
Source: RefSeq, marked predicted